AAGUUAUGUACGGCACUACACCAUUCACUAUGAAAGUGGUUUGUAUAUUCGCUUGUGCUUAUUUCGGAUAUGUACUCUGGAUAUAUUUCGUUCAGAUAAGCCUUCAAGGCUUCUUUGAGGAUGGUCUGGGAGGGGUAUACGUGCUGUAG
Ambispora leptoticha is the source of this 149-nucleotide messenger RNA. The record is from the annotation of a GenBank genome assembly. Lineage: Eukaryota; Fungi; Glomeromycota; Glomeromycetes; Archaeosporales; Ambisporaceae.